Molecule: messenger RNA, 8263 nt
Organism: Malaya genurostris
Lineage: Eukaryota; Metazoa; Arthropoda; Insecta; Diptera; Culicidae
Product: insulin-like growth factor-binding protein complex acid labile subunit
Exons: 2
Coding region: 687-2282 (531 amino acids)
Molecular function (GO): protein binding
Source: RefSeq, a predicted model, not a curated record
UGCUGCCGUGAGAGAAGAGAUUAGUCGGAGCUGGAUGUUUCAUAACAUUGGGUCGUGUUGAAGGACCGGGUGUCAGCUAUAGUCGCUUAUUUAUCGAGUGUGCAGAAAAAAUAUUCCCACUGGUACUAACUGAUACUGGGAGGUGGUGUACUGUGUGUUCGAUUCCCGAAUGUUGAUCGAAGUGGAUCGGAUUUUCCGUCGAGUGAUUUGAUUGUUGGGGGAGAAAAACGUUAACUCGGUGGUGAAUAUUCAUUCCAUUUCUGCUUUCGUUUAAUUCGGAUUUGGUCAAAGGCAACGUAUUUAUGCAGACUGGAUAAAUAGGCAAAUUAAAAGGUUACAAUCAAGGCAUUGUGGUUGGUGCGGAAGAAACAACGAUUCCGGAAAAGUGAGCACACGAUGGUGAAAGCAGAAAGAAUGUUAGUGGUUUAGAGAUUCCAGUUCGGGUCAGAAGGCUAAUUUCCGUACCAGUUCAAAAUACGAAUACUCUGUCCGUGCGUAUGGGCGUGUGAUUCGUUUGUGAAACGAAGCGAAAGCACAUUGAAGAGGGGGGUAGAAAUCAGCAUGCCGAGCUUGGCCGUAUAAUAUAGAAAAGGAUUGCUUUGUGGAAGAAAGGCUCUGCCGAGAGAAAGGAGUGCAAAAACGAUCCAGAAGCUCGGGAAACACACCAAACAAACAGAUCAAAUAUAAUGACACUGAUCCUAUCUUGGCUGUUCAUUUUGGUACUGAUUGUACCGGAUCUUUCGUCCAGCCUGCUGCACUGUCCGUCCCGAUGUCACUGCGACGACGAAAAGCUGGACGUCAACUGCGAGGAAGGUCACCUGGAUGUGGUACCGAUCGCGCUGAAUCCAUCGAUCCAACGAUUGGUGAUUCGAAACAACAAGAUCCGAAUCAUUGACUCGUCGGUGCAGUUCUACUCGGAGCUGACGCUGUUGGAUCUGAGUUUUAACUAUCUGUUCAACAUACCGGAUCGUACCUUUGCCCGGCAGAAUAAACUUCAGCAGCUGCAUUUGAACCAUAACAAAAUCAGUGCAGUGUCCAACAGGACAUUUGUUGGGUUGGGUGAAUUGCUGGUGUUGAAUUUGAGAGGGAAUUUAAUAGAUUUAAUUGAACCGAUGUCAUUUUCGCCCUUAACAAAACUGGAGGAACUGAAUCUUGGACAGAAUCGAAUAACCAGUAUUGGAUUGUCGACCAAGGGGCUGCUAGGACUGAUGGAUCUUAAAAUCCUAUAUCUGGACGAUAAUCGUUUGGAAGUGGUACCGCCGGAGGAAACCUUUCGACCGGUGGACAAGUUAGCUGAGUUGUACAUCGGGACCAACUCGCUGAACAUGAUUCGCGAUGGAGCAUUUUCUGUACUGUCAGAACUAACUUUAUUGGAUUUGAGAAGCACUCUGUUGAGUAACAUAAGCAGUGGUACAUUUGCGGGAAUUGAAAACAUCAAAUGUCUUAAUUUAGCUGAUAAUCGAUUUCAAAGAAUUCCAACGAAACCGUUGGAAAUUCUGAGACGAUUGGAAGAGUUAUCAAUUGGUCAGAAUUAUUUCGAAACAGUUCCAGGCAACUCGUUUCGAGGAUUGUCAAAUUUGAAACGGUUCGAAUUGAGAGGUUCGUUGUAUUUGAAGCGAAUCGAAAGAACUGCAUUCCAAACUAACACCAACCUGGAGAGUAUUGCUAUCGAGUCAAAUAAGGCCCUGAGCGUACUGGAAGAGGAAACAUUCUCUGGAUUGCUGUAUCUGAAGCAUCUGAGCCUACGGAACAACGGAUUCGAACAGUUGGAUGAGAAUAUGUUCUCCUGGAACAGUUUGCGUACGUUGGACAUUUCCGAUAAUCCGAUAAAUUGUGAUUGCUACUAUUCGAAACUCCUGCACCGGUUGCAAACGACCAACCGAAUCAGCUACAAUGCAACCGGCUGUCCACACCAUCUACCGGAUCAGUGGGAAUGCGAGUACAUCUUGGACAAGAACAAAAAUCUCAUUUCGGUUCUGGUGCUGGCGGUGGCCAUCGUGACAGCCAUCGCUCUCACCUUUUACCGCUUCCGGGGGCUGCUGCGAGAGUACGUUCACAACGGGUGCAAGAACAAAUCACACGUGGCCGGUGGGGUAAGUCCGGUGAUCGGCGGAGACAUCAACAGGGUGGAUUAUGAGAAGGCCAUCACCGAGGAUGAUUACGUGAUCCGGCAGAGCAAUUUGUACAGCAAUCAGGUGCAACCGAUUCUGAACGGCUAUCCGGGCUACAUGCAGCAGAAUAAUAUCUACUAUAACAAGCCGCUCCCGAUUACCGAGUUAUAGUAUUGAAAGCUAGUCGAGUGUGAUGCCAGUCUGUAAAUUUGAUUAGGCUACGUGUUUCGGGGGUGCUUAUUUUUGUGGCAUAGGGCUUUCCUUCUUGGCGCCAUAACAAACUUGCAUCCGCUGGCGACGAUGUUGCAGGUGAUGCAGGUAUUUUCGGUUUGGGGCCCGUAUGCAACGGGUUGUAAGCAGACAAAACACGUCGGACGUCCCAGUUCGAUCCGUAUUCCCAUGCGUUGCAUAUGGACUCGUUAUGAUAAUAGCAGUUGGAUAAUCCUGUUCGUUAUUCAAUUAAAACAAACGAGACGUGCUGAAAAUUAAACCAUGUACUAGAUAGCGCAAACAUCGUUCGGCGGAGCACGCGACGAAGAAUUUCAGAUCAAGUGAAAAAGUUUUUCAGUUGUACUGUUUUACACACUCUCCGGUAUGUUUCUGGUGUUUGGUUCCCAGAAAGCGCACCGCACCAGGUAUCGCCACGUAUAAUCCCUACUGGGAAUCCACCCGAGAAACACCAUGCCACCCAUCAACCCCCCAACAUCCACAAGCACCGUCGAGCUAUUCUCGAUAGCCCGGUGGACCAACCGAGCAGAACGUUCAACAUAACGGCCACGAAAGGCUGCUCAGUUAUACGUGACCCUAAAUGAGUAGGAGUAUGAAAGCGGUAAUAAUUCCAUGGAAAUUAUAGCAAUACCAUUUAAAUUUUAACUGUAAUUGUUAAAGGUUAGUGAAAAAUAGCGGGGAAAUUAUCCGAGACCGGUUCUUCUUUCAGUUUGUGCAGUGCUGAAUGUUACUUCGUCUCCUCUCCUCUCUCAAACAGGUGAUGACGCGGGAAAUGGGCGUUCAGGAUUUUUAUCACUGGUUGGAGAGUGUGUGUGUGUGUGUGUAUGUAUGAAAGGAAGAAUGUGCGGUUUACCCUCUAGAUGGGUGUAAAUGUAUGUGGUUUCGGUCGUUGAAAAUUUGCUUUGAUGAUGGUUAACCUUCGCAGAAUUGACGAGGAAUGUUUGGAAGGUAUUUUGUUCGCAUAAACAGAGAACUGAUGUGAUUCUGAGAGGUCAAUUUUUAAAGCAAAACAAACAGGUAUAAAUCGAUUCAGUUUCACUGGACCUCUCUAAAUUGACAAUGUGAUUGCUUGAUAAUGGAAAAUGUUUUCGUGAUAUUCGAUCCGUUGAAAAUAUCCGAUGAAUUUUCGUUUCGAAAAUUCUCAAUUUCGCAGCCAUUGAACAAUUUCUGUUCUUAUUUUGUGCUAUUCAUUUCUAGACUAUCUAAGCGACAUCUUUGAGGAUUAUUUAUCAAAAAUUCAGGUCUACAGCGCUUCGAUCAAAGGUCGGUUUUUCUAGCAACUCUCUAUCCUUUCCUUUCUAUGGAGAAAGGCAAAUAGCUUGAGAGGGUUUCAAAGACGAGUGAUUUUGAAAUAUUUUUUUAUAUCUGUUAAAAAAAGAAAAUUUCAUGUCAUGUCAUUAGCGAAACUGCGUCAACUCAUGGACUAUCGUUGAACAAGUAAUUUGCGAAUUUGACUGAAUCAAAAUCUUAUACAAAUGUAAAAUAAUUGUUCUAAAGAUUAUCAUAUGAAAUCGAAAUUCGAUCUAUUAUUGUAUUUUUUUCGAUUAGGAUAAAAUUUUGCAUAAGUAUUCUUCAUGACCAAAAAGGUAAUUCGCAUCAUCAAUUAGCCAUUUGAACUCUAUCGUUACUAUUGGGAAGAACCUAAGCAAAAAUUUUAUUGAAAAUUUUUAAACAGCUAUGCAGAAACGGUUUGUUAGAUUGAUUUGGUCUGUCCGGGAAUGUUUUAGGUAACUAAAGACUGUCCCAGAAAGUGUGGACGCACUUUGAUUUCGCUGUAAAUAAUUCACAAGUGUUAGAUAUUCAAAUUUUAUUCGAUAUACUGAUAAUAUUAGACUACAACAACAGAAUAUUAUUCUCAACAUUUGCUACUUAGCCAUUGUAGACUAGCUGGCGCACCUUUUUGCGAACGUUCCUCAUUAAAUUCCGUACAGACUUCUUGGCGACAAGUUUUGACACUUUUUUCCAAUCUAUUUCGAACUGUUGAAUGGUUUCGGUUUCCGAGACAUGUUUUCUUAGAUGUGCCUUCGUUAAUGCCCAAAAUUCCUCAAUUGGUCGAAGUUGUGGGCAAUUUGGUGGAUUCAUGUCUUUUGGGACGAAAGUGCCAUUUUUAGUAGUAUACCAUUCUACCGUUGAUUUCGAGUAGUGGCAAGAAGCAAGAUCUCACCAGAAGACAACAGGAUCCUUGUGGCUUCGAAUCAUGGGUAGAAGUCGUUUUUGUAAACAUGCCUUGAUGUAUAUUUCGCUGUUCAUUGAAGCAAUGGUGAUGAAGGGUUUCGAAAUCUUACCGCAGCUACAAAUUGCUUGCCAGACCAUAGUUUUCUUACCAAAUUUUUCGACUUCAAUCGAUGUCUCGGACUGGUUUAACACUUGCCUUCUCGCACCGUAUAUUAUUGUGUUCCCGGCAAGGAUUUGUAAUCGAGUUUCACGUAGAUUUCGUCGUCAAUGAUUAUGCAGUUCAUAUUUCCAGCAAGAAUCGUAUUGUACAGCUUUCGAACCCUCGGCCUGAUCGAUGCUUCUUGUUUCGGACUACGUUUUGGUUGUUUCUGCUUCUUAUAGGUUCAAACGUUAUUUAGCACGAAGAACAUUUGACUUCGAAGUGCCCACUUUUUUGGCCACAUCCCGAACUGAAACCUCCUUCUUUUGCUCGAACGCCUUCAGUAUACGUUUAUCCAACUGAGGUAUAACAGGACUUUUUUUUCGACCCGUUUUCGGUUUAUCCUCAAAGGUGUUAUCCUCACCGAAUUCCCUGAUUGCAUUUCGCACGGCUUUUUCACUUACUCCUUCCAUUUUUGCUAUCUUCCUCAGUGACAGUCCGCGUUCUGUGCACCAUUUGUACACAAUUUUUCGACGUUGUUCUGCUGAAAGUCCACGCAUUUCGAAACAAACUAAUGAAAACGAAUAAACAACUGCACAAGUGGUUAGAGAAGAGUGUAAACAACAGGACGCAGCCAUAAAAAUUGACAGAUUGUGAACCAUUGCGAAAUGGCAGCGGUUUUUGGUUGCGUCCAUACAUUCCUGGUUUCGCUCAUGUUUCCGUAAAGAAUAUUUGAGUCAUUCAAGGGCUUUGAUACCUCAUUGGUAACCAGUUUGUAAAAAGUUCGAAUGGUACUAACAUGACAUUAGAAAGAUUAAAACGUAAGAUCUGCGCUGCGAUUAUACAAUCCAUUGGAGCAAAAUCAAAUCAAAAUAGUGGAGUUAACAUCGAAAGUGCGAAAAAAUUGUGCAUGGUAGCUGUUGCAUUCUUCACGCGUCUCUUCUACAAUAACAUCGUGCUGGAAUCAUUUGGUUCAUUUGUGGAAUAGGUAUGAAAGUCGUGUAAUCAGAAAUAUUUGGUUUCAAAACAUUUGUUCACGCUUACUGUUCGUGUUUUAAACCAAAAGUGUUCAAAUAUUCUCUCAAUAAACAAUUGGUACUGAAAAGACAGUUACUGAAACCGCUCACGUUGUCGUAAUUCAGAGCAGCACUUGAUUCGCUCCGACACGACGUCCAGUGCAAUGAUCCGACUCGAUCAACCGAAAAUUGUAUUAUAAAUUAGAAUUUAAUUAGAAAUCAGUUUAGUUACGGAGUUGGGUUUGUUCAAUAUGAAAAAAAAACUACAUUUUCAUAAAUCCAUGAAGAAUCAGAAUUGCGGCCCGUGAGUAGAAUAUUAAGACCUAAGGCCUAAACCAUCGUUGGCCGUGGUCUAAUGUACAAAUAAACGAGUGUGUGUGUGUGUGUUUUUUUACAGAACGGCUCUUCCGAACAGAAUGAAGAUUCUGCCGGUUUCGGACCAACCCAUCCGGCCAGAAUGAUAAUAGCGGUUGUACAAGCUGACGCUUUGGCUACCCCGAAAAGCUGCUCUUUUAUUCACCAUUACUGGCGCCCCAAUCCCCAAUCCGGUGUGAAUUGGCGGCGGGCCCAGCGUGGUUCAGGUUUUCGCAUUCCCGUCCGCCAGUCGGUGGCUGUACAUGAAUUUGUAAUUACGAACAUAUACGUUUCGGUUUUAGUUGAACUGGAUGAGAGAGACAGGGCUUUUUUUUGUUUGUCUGCGGUGCUGAUGGUGGCCGGCCAGUUGGUAGGGACUAAACAUUAACAGCACAUUUAGCGGCAACUGUUCGUUGAAUUUUUCAGUCGCAAUUGCCAGGAUACUCGCCUCAAUGGCAGUGCGGUCGAGACGGUCUGGCGCGUUUUUAAUGUGGCGUCCGUUCAAACGAGAAAACGAUGAUUAUGGGUGGAGUUGUAGGAUUCUAACAUGUCAAUGGGAUUGAAUAGUUUGAUUAAACAAUUCUGAGUUCAGCGAUGACCCUAGCAUCGAAAAGAAAUGUGAAUAUUUUUACACAAAUAUCUUAACCCAUGUUUAACUAGUUUGAUAAUCAAAAACGUUCUACAGAAAAUCGUUUCCCAGACUGAUCUCACGUCAUUUUUCUGGUAUCCCACAUCAGAAUCCAGUGUCAUCAUCCACCACUGAACCCUUCGCAUAUAUUAUAUUAAACCAUAUAAUCUCGAUUGGGACCUAUGUUGGGUUUGUCUGUUUGUUUCCGGCACUCGGAACGUUUAUGUAUCCGAUCUUCAAAAGGACGACUCUUCCGGGAAUCGUUCCUGUUUUUGCCACCAUCAAACAUUUGCAUAUCUUUUCGAGUUCGGGCUCCGUCGGUGGCAUUUCGUCGUCGAUCUCUCGACCGCUAGGUUCUGACGGUGAAAGUUGAGAUGAAUUUUGAUUUCAGGUUGGGUUGCCGAAGCCGCACCCAAAUGACGGUACACUUGAGCGGAAAUGUUUUGUUGACUUCAAUUAGGCCUUCUGCAAAGGUGCAAAUUAUAGUCUGUUCGUUUCUGAGUGUGUGUGAGAGAGCGAAAAGGACUGUGCGGUCUAGUUGAGAAGAGGGGAUGAGGUUUUACGGGAGCUGAUAGGGAUACUGAGUUUGUGAAAAUUGCAGAUUAUGAUAAGCGGAGACUUUUACAAGUGAGAAGUAGGAAAUACAGCAAAGUGGAAACCGAAAAGAAGAAAAAGGAGGAAUAAAACGUAAUGGGAUUAUCCAAAAAGAAAGGCUAUUACCCGCCUCUGAAUGCCGUGGCAUUUAGGAUAAAUUAUGUAAAUGUGAGUAAAUUUUUAACUUGAGUUAUUAUUUUAUCACUUUCAUCUGAGCGCGAUGUUCGGUGUAAGGACACAAAAAGGUAGCACGACUUGGCCUCGGUGUCGGUGUGUGCUGCGCUUUCGAAGCCCAGAAGGCGGUAAUUUUAUCAGAAGGAAGUUAUGAAUAUUUAUCAAGCUAGCUCGUGAGUAAUGGAGCAAGUCUGGCGGAAGCCGGAUUAGAAGUAUAAUUUCACUUAUCACAAAUGUCGUACCUUUCCUCAGUUCGAAACAGUCGGAAUCAUUCCAAACAUUUUAUGGUACUACUUAGGCGACUUAAUGGAACGGCAUAUACCUAAUGCAAUACAAACUUAGUGAACAGGACAGCAGAUAUCAAACAUAGUCUUUUAGGCACUUGUUACAUUCCAUUUUAGUGUAUGGAUGAGUAUAGAUAUCCUAAGACAUAAAUACAUCCAUCAGUACCAAUACGAAACAAUCGCGCAUAAAGCCAAUGAACUCGAAUUGAUCAAAACAUUCCAGUUAGACUAAUAUUAUAGUACAUAAACCAUAAACUGAUCUGUAAACGAAUUUCACUGCGUUUGUGAGAUUUUUCUUUGAAUACAAUAAGCAUAUUGUUAAGAAUAACCAUUGAAGUGGCUUUAUUUAUAAAAUAUCUGUACAAUAUCAUCAAAAGUGUGUAAUAUAAGCUGAAAAACAAAAUAUGUUAAUUGAAAUAGUGUGUGAAAUUUGAAACUAAGACUUUGACUUACAACGGUAUUGAUUAAAUAUUAUGUGAAAACAAAACACUUCACUCAAAGACAAAAAUGUAUAUCAUAAUUUUUUUUUAAUCAAUCUUUAAUAUAAUGAACCCAUUGUU